AUGGUACUCUUACAUGGCGAAACAGUCUUUCCGGGCACGCCAGCUGCCCUCCUGCGUGGUGCCGAGUACUUUAUUUACGUGUACCACGCUCGUAGAUCAGUGGUUCGGGAUCCCGGACUUAGUAUGGCCAGACCGAAUACUCAUAGACCCAACGGAUCCCCGGCUAUCAAUUCAUCCACAGGUUCUGCCAGUCAAUACCAAACCCCCAGAGAUCUGCUGACUCAAGCGGCGAAAAAUGUUAGCUCUUUUCAUUUUAAACGGGCACUGCGCUUGUACAAGUCUGCACUUUCCCAACUCGAUCACCUACAGCCCUCAGAGGAGAAUCGAAGACUUAUCAUUGAGGCUCUCCAAUCUUCUGCUUUUCUUUUGCUUGAUGAGGGGAAAUUGAAAGAGGCAAAAGAGAAUUUCCAAAAAGCCGUUCAGUUAUCUCCAGAUGAGGGCUAUGAGAAAUACAUGUACUUGGCCCAAAUUUCAGGAGGUUCGGAGGCUGUGGAUUUGUAUCGAAGGGGAAUUGAAAUUAUAAAAAGAUCUCUUGACGCGAGUAUGAAUCAUCAAUGUCAUUGUGAAAAGAUGACAGAUGAUGUUGAUAGUUCAACGAAAAAUAAGCUGAAACGUGCCUUGUCGAACGCCUACUGUGCCAUCUCUGAACUUUACACUACGGAUCUGUGUGAUGAACCCGAAGCUGAGUCGAGCUGUCGAGAGGCGGUCCAAAAAGCAACGGAAGCAGACGAAUCAAAUCCGCAAGCCUGGUUCUCCGCUGCGAAUAUGCUGACCAUAAAAGCGCAGAAUGAUGAGGCUAGGCGAGCUCUGGAAAAGUGCUUUUCGCUUUAUUGGCCUCAAGUCGAACAGGUCGUCUCACUUCUCCGGUCUCGUGAAAAUGGUAAUGGAGAUGUUGCUGGUCAUGAUGAAGAAGUAGAGGAAUUGGAUUUGGAAGAGAUUUCGGGAAUGCCUUAUGAAGCGCAUAUUCAAAUGGUCAAAAUGAUGAUAGAGUUGGACAUGUUCGAGCGUGCUGCAGAGAUUCUCGAAGUGAUGCUUGAAGAGGAUGACGAACAUGCGGAGGUACUCUAUCUUCUCACUGUUGUUGGGAAAAAGCUUUGGAUAAACUCAGAUCCUGAUCAUUUGAGGUACUACGCCGAGGUUACUAGAGAGCUGUGUGCAAAUAAUGGUGAUGUCGAAACGGUAGGAGAAAUGGAGGAACUCUUGGCCACUCUUCCUCAAAAUGAUUCGGGUAGGGAGGGAGAAGGUGACGGCGAUCCUGAAAUUUCGUCCUCAGGCGAGGACGAAGAAGAAGAAGAAGAAGAAGUGAUGGACACCCUGUGA
Messenger RNA from Echinococcus granulosus, 1320 nucleotides. RefSeq lists its product as hypothetical. The coding region runs from base 1 to 1320 and encodes 439 amino acids. The record is from RefSeq and is a predicted model, not a curated record. Lineage: Eukaryota; Metazoa; Platyhelminthes; Cestoda; Cyclophyllidea; Taeniidae. The transcript is spliced from 13 exons. Gene Ontology annotation, molecular function: protein binding.